Molecule: messenger RNA, 4026 nt
Organism: Marchantia polymorpha subsp. ruderalis
Lineage: Eukaryota; Viridiplantae; Streptophyta; Marchantiopsida; Marchantiales; Marchantiaceae
Source: the annotation of a GenBank genome assembly
UCCGUCCUGUCCUCUGCUCGUCUCCUGCUUCUGCUCCUCGACCUCUACCUCCUCCUCCAGGUACGAGCGGUUCUGCCGGUCAACUUUCUCCAAUUGUGUCCGAUCCUUGAAGGCGAGGCCAGCGAAGGCGGACGGAGGGGGAAAGAAAGAGUUGAGGAGUGUCAGUCGUCGUUGGAGUGGCAUGCGUGAGCAGAAGGAGCACAAGCAAAAAAAGUGGUGAUCCGAGGAGCAUGUUCCGGUGGAAAACUAUGUACUUGGUGAGAGCAGGAGACCGAUGGGUUGAUCGAAUGAUUGCAUGCUUGUUGCACAUUGCGUGAAGGAGGGAUGGAGCGACACGGAAAGGGUGUGUUCAGGAGACGGUGAUGCGUGCAUUGAGAAGGGCUUGAAUAUGUUUGGUAUGCUCGAAGCAGAUGAAUCACGAGGAAAGGGAAAAGGAAAAGGAGGAGGUCAGGGUAGCUGAGGGCUGAUAGCCUACAGUAAUCGGGGCUGCAAUUGCUGAAGCGGAAAUUGCGUCCACAUUAUUUUCCGUGAUGGUGAGGGAAUUUGAGCGACUGAUGAAGGAGAUAUGCGCGAUGAGCAGUGACUUUUCAAUCGCGUGAAGUCGCCUUUCAGGCUUCAGUGUUGUGGUUUUUUCGAGUUUUUAUUUUUGUGGGUGUUCAGUAGUUUCCCCUUCUCUCGUGCCAUCUUGUAAUUUUCCUUUCCGUCCACAUUUGUAUCUGUUAGCAUGUAUGGGCUCCCGAAUCAUUCCCCCUGACAUCGCAGCUUCUUUUAACCUCCACCCCUAUAUUCUGCGAUCUCUCCAGUGCAAGGAGUGAAGCUCAGGAGGCUCCUAAAGCUGGUGCAUUUCCUCCUCACAUGACUCUUAGCUUUGAUAAGGCACAAUGAAUUUUCCAUUUUUGAGAAAUUCUGCCCAAGUCAAUCCAGUUACAGCGGAUGCAUCAUCUGGGCCGGAUGCCGAGAGAGAUUACAGGAUAGAGCAUUCGCAAUCCUUUCUCAGUACGCAGUAUCCAUCAGGAGGGGACAUGGGAGGAGGUGAUGAAAAUAAAGGAGCUGGAGAGUUUGGGAGUAUUUGGACCAGGAUGGCAAUCGAGGAUCAUUCUGAUUUUCCUCCGGAGGAAGGCUCCAUUCUAGUGCCAUUCAGGGAUCUUCCUGAAAAUUGGGCUUCAGCUCCGGACAUGGCAUCGCUCAGCUUCUUAGACCGUGACUUCAUUUUUCCUGGUGAGCAGUUCCACAUUUUGGUACAUGUUACCACUCAAGAUAGCCCGGGUACAGAAAGAUUAACUCCUUUCAAAGUAGCUGCCGCUAUGAACAAGGUAGCAGCCUUGAAAGCCAAACAAGGUCCCACUGAAACAUCUAUAUCGACUGGUGAAAACAGUACCGCCGAUGCCUCAGAAGGUGUCGAGAAGGAUAAUGUAGAUGGCGUCAACGAUGCGGAGGGUGAGACCGAAUCAGAAACAAAAGUGGAUAGUCCAAAAGUACCACGGACCAAGACUGAAGAUACCAAAAUCGAUGAUAAUUCUGAGACCGAAGGAGGUUUGAAACGAAAGAGUCUGAUGUUGCUGGAGAGCUUUCGAAAAUCGCAUUUCUACGUUCGCAUCAUGAGCGGCCAGGAUGAGCUACCGUUGGGAAAAAAGAAGACGGUUCCUGAAGGCAGUCUUUCUGUUUCGAUCAGCACGAAAGGUGUUGAAGAGCAGAACAAGAGGGGAACUUCGGGCGGAACUCCAGUCGUAAUGGAACGAGGAAAAUUUAAUCCUCAUACGGCUGGUGGUGUAGCUAGAAAUGCAGUUACUUGCACCCCACUUGCAAAUGGAGAUAUUGUGGUGUUGCUCCAAAUCUCUAUGGUGGCCGAUUUCAUCUCCGAUGAUACCUUUCUAGAAGUACUUCAGUUUGAAAAGUAUGAACCGCCUGCGUUCACAACAACCGAAUAUGGGCAUCCUCCGUUUAGGAGAGGUGGAUGGGAUCCAACUCAGGGCUUGCUACAGUGGCUCCUACCUUUAGAUCGGCCUUCUUCUCCACCGCCUCCUGCUAUUGUAAACUCCAUACAAAAUUCUCCUACUAAGCUGGCCAUGAGUGGUGGAGGCAACUCUACGAUUUUCUCUUUUAGUCACCUGAGAUCAUCCUCAUCUGGUCAAAUGGCCCCACCUGUAACAACACCAAUCCUGCCUGUUUCCAUGCCAACAUACACUCCACCAACAUACGGAGCAAAAGAAUGGGAUUCAGCCUUUCAAGACAGGAGCACAAAAACAGAAGUUGGCAGUGAAGGUCUUCUGUCUUUCAGGGGAGCUGUUCUUGAACCCCAGCGGUUUUCAGCACAUUGCGGUCUAGAAGGUCCUCAUGUCCCUGGGAAAAAAUGGAGGAGAAAGCUAUCCAUCCUGCAGCCAAUCAAACUCGACUCUUACUUUGCACACUGCAAUACCCAGGACUUAAUCUGUGUUCUUGUGGAGAAUGUCCUACCAGCAACAGGGAAAACAGCGGAUGUUGUAAUCUACGUGGAUUCUGUUAAUAUUGUUUGUCAAUCAGCGGCUCCAGGAAGUCCACCUCUACCAGUCCCCAUUGCUUGUGUGGAAGUCGGAAACGAUCAACAGUUACCCGGUCUCGCACUAAGAGUCGGCGAACAACAUUCGUUUAUUUUGAGACCAACAAGUCCUGCAUGGAAGCCAUCCACUCCUUACGGGGGCAAGUACAACUCAUCUGAUUCUAAUGCUGGACAUGAGAUGCAACUAUCAAAUGGAUCAUCUUUUGGGAGAAAUAAAACUCAGAAGGAUUUACCAUCAUCGUUGCCUGAAGGUGGACAAUAUGCAGUUAUUGUAUCCUGUCACUGUAGCCACACUGAAUCUCGGUUACAUUACAAACAUUCACUUCAGUGGAGACCACGACCACCAAGAGAUUUGUUGUUAUCCGUUUCUUUGGGAAGUUCAACAUCGGAAAUAUCUACAAAUGACAACCAGCCAUUAUUCAAACCACAGGUCGUGACAGUGCAGGCUACAAAUCUUACUUCUCAAGAUAUGAAUCUUACACUUCUUGCUCCAAGCUCUUUGGCGAACUCGCCAUUGUCGAUGGUGUCAUUUCCUGCUCCAAUGAUAGACUCUCCUAUAGCCUCAAAUUUCAACAAGCAAAAGUCUUUCAUGGUGCUGGGUAAUAAUGAUGAGAAAGAGAAAGAAAACACAUCACCAGAGAGCCCAGACCUAAGUAUGGACCUACCUCCGGUGCGACGAAUGGAGAGUGUAAUCGGAAUGAAUCCCACUCUGUUGUUCAGAGAGCGCAUCGUUUCUGCAGCAGAUAUUGUGGCUGACAACAGUCCUGCUCGUACACAUCUAUGGUUACAAAGCACAGUUCCACUGGGAUGUGUACCAGCCCAUUCCACAACUGCUGUAAAGUGUGACAUACUCCCUCUAACGGAUGGAAUCAUUACUCUGGACACUCUUCACAUAUCUACGAAUGAUCACGAUGCCCUUUAUAUUCCUGAAAGUCCCCUGCAGAUCUAUGCAACGUCAAGUAUUGCAACCGGAGUUGCGUAGGUGUCUUUCAUCACCUGUUCAACCACAGCACGGUAUGGACGUUGUGAAAUGAAAAUUUUCAGUAUUAGGAUCCUACCUUCUUUUCUUUUUGUAUGGAAUAUGUGUAUCUCUCAUAUUGAGCCGCUAGAAUUAUUGUCACUUUUUCCAAUCAAAAAGAGUAAAGAGUUCAAAGUAAUCUCACAUGCGUCUGGAUACUUAAUUUGAUAUGGAAUAAAUGAAUGGACUAGCAAAUGACAGUACUGUACUGUAGUCGUGCAUUCUAAGUGGAAGAGGGCCGAUUGAUAGCAGAUAGAGUGAGCUAAUUCCUGACAAAUGGAAUGACUAUAAUAUUCCCUUCUAGGAGUCUUAUCUACUACUAUUUGAGAAUCUUCUGGGUCCAAACUUUUACAACUUUCUGGAGCACCGCUCAAAGUCAUAGUUGUUGUAUAACCAGCGCAUAUUUGGGAGAUCUGUUGAUCAUUUGUUCGCAUCAACCGGCAGAGUAUACAGUUUAUCAUACAUACAUAUG